This is a messenger RNA of Tinamus guttatus (white-throated tinamou), 508 nucleotides long. The record is from RefSeq and is a predicted model, not a curated record. NCBI's taxonomy places the organism in Eukaryota, Metazoa, Chordata, Aves, Tinamiformes, Tinamidae.
GGGGAGCUGGAGAAACUAAAUCAGUCUACAGAUGAUAUCAAUCGCAGAGAGACAGAACUGGAGGAUGCACGCCAGAAGUUUCGCUCAGUGCUGGUUGAAGCAACAUUAAAACUGGAUGAGCUGUUAAAGAAGAUUGGAAAGGCUGUAGAAGACUCCAAACCGUACUGGGAAGCUCGGCGGGUGGCCAGACAGGCACAGCUGGAAGCUCAGAGAGCCACGCAGGACUUCCAGCGGGCUACGGAGGUGCUGCGUGCGGCCAAGGAGACCAUUUCGCUUGCUGAGCAGAGGCUCCUGGAGGACGACAAGCGCCAGUUCGACUCUGCCUGGCAGGAGAUGCUCAACCACGCUACUCAGAGGGUCAUGGAGGCAGAGCAAACAAAAACAAGGAGCGAGUUGGUUCACAAGGAGACUGCUGCCAAAUACAACGCUGCCAUAGGACGGAUGAAACAACUGGAGAAGAAGCUGAAAAGAGCCAUCAACAAAUCAAAGUAGGUCUUGUAUUUGGAGA